AUGCUUUCUAAAAGGGCACAGCAAACCGUUCGAGACGAUUUUCUUGAAACUAACUUCAAGAAAGUAUCUGCGAACACCUAUGAUCCUGCAAAUAAUCCAGAGGGGUUUGUCAACUUGGGAACGUCGGAAAACAAGUUAUGUGAAGAUUUAUGGCUGAAAAAGAUUGAUGACAUAUCGGGGUCGGUUGAUUUUGCCAGCAGAGACAUGCUAUAUUACUAUCCUUACCAUGGUUUGGACUGUGUGCUGAAGACAUUCUGCAAGUUCAUUGAGGAACAUUUCAAAAGUAAAAUGAAAAUCGAAAAGGAAAGUCUGAUUCUGUUGGAUGGAGUCGCAGCAACACUGAAUGGCUUAGCCUUUACUCUGGCGGAUGUUGGCGAUGUUUUCCUGUGCCCUACUCCGAUGUACCCGAGGAUUAGAAGCGAUAUGUUAGACAUUGGCGGAGUUGAUAUCUACGAGGUACCAAUGUUUGAUGAACAAUCACAGGAUGAUCCAUGCAAAAUGCGCAGCGAUUUGUUGGAAUUGUACUUGCGGAGAGCAAGAUUGGAAGGUUUCAAUGUCCGCGGAGUGAUUAUAGCCAGCCCUUGUAACCCAACAGGCAAGGUAUACACGCCCCAAGAAAUUACAGAAGUGUUGGAAUUAUGUAAACGGGAAAAUCUCCACGCCAUCUUCGAUGAAAUAUAUGCUUUAUCAACGCAAGGUCAAGGUUGUUUCAGAAGUGUCUUGUCUAUGGAUAUACCAGAUCUAGAGAAGACCCAUUUUAUUUGGGGUUUCAGUAAGGAUUUUGGACUUUCGGGAUUCCGAUGUGGUGUGGUAUAUUCCCAUAAUGCAAGAGUCAUAAGCCAUCUUCAGAAAAUUGCAAUGUUCUCUGCUAUACCCGCACCUACUCAGAUUCUUAUCAAUGGCAUACUCUCCGACAAAGAAUGGAUCGACAACAGCUAUUUUCCAACCUAUUACAACAGAGCAAAGGAGGUUCAUCAACUUGUCAAAGACGUAUUAGAGGAGUUCAAUAUUCCAACAGCAUACAGUGGUCGAAACGUAAUCUUCAUAUGGAUGGAUCUCUCUGAGUUUAUGAACGGACGGACGAAAGAGGAAGAAACAAAACUGUUUAACAAGUUGAUGCAUGCUGGUCUGUAUAUUUGCCCUGGUAUGGAGCUGUGUUGCCACAUUCCAGGUUGGUUUCGACUGACUUACACUUUACCGAAGCAGGAACUUAAAGAAGGCAUCAGACGUUUCCGUGCAUUAGGAGGACGGGCAUCACUGGUUCUCACCCAACUCCUGAAUCUCUCACGUGCUGACUCCAAGCGUCACACCCCGGCUAACCGCUUCAUCUGGCGGGCUAAACCAAGUGAGGGGGUGGUGUUGACACUGCACCGCUGGGCGAAGGAUCUCCAAGAAGCAGAUCACCGGCCAGGGCGGAAGGGGUUCAAAACCAUUUCAACGGCUAAAUGUCCGUGGCCAGGGCGAGUCUCCGAGUUAGGGGAAGUCGGCCGUGGCCAGGCCUGGAGAGGGAUAGGCUCCGCCAGGCGUCAUUGCCUAUGA
Molecule: messenger RNA, 1539 nt
Organism: Ylistrum balloti
Lineage: Eukaryota; Metazoa; Mollusca; Bivalvia; Pectinida; Pectinidae
Product: 1-aminocyclopropane-1-carboxylate synthase-like protein 1
Exons: 14
Coding region: 1-1539 (512 amino acids)
Biological process (GO): biosynthetic process; amino acid metabolic process
Molecular function (GO): pyridoxal phosphate binding; transaminase activity
Source: RefSeq, a predicted model, not a curated record